Molecule: messenger RNA, 2520 nt
Organism: Saccharomyces mikatae IFO 1815
Lineage: Eukaryota; Fungi; Ascomycota; Saccharomycetes; Saccharomycetales; Saccharomycetaceae
Exons: 1
Coding region: 1-2520 (839 amino acids)
Source: RefSeq, a predicted model, not a curated record
AUGCUAUUCAACAUUAACCGUCAGAACGACGACCCCUUUACGCAAUUGAUCAAUCAAUCAUCCGAAAAUGGGCAAAGUAAGCAGGCACAACAGAAAGAAAAUCCUUAUCAGUUUUUACAAAAAGUUGUCUCUAAUGAGCCGAAGGGAAAGGAGGAAUGGAUUUCUCCAUUUAGACAAGAUGCCCUUGCAAGUAAGCAAAACAACAACAGACUGUAUGUGGAAGACGCGAAAAAUAGAAAGUUCCCCACAGUUAGUGCUACUUCUGCCUAUUCAAAGCAGCAACCUAAAGAUUUGGGCUACAAAAACAUACCAAAGAACGCUAAAAGAGCUAAAGAUAUCAGAUUUCCAACUUAUUUGACCCAAAAUGAAGAAAGACAAUAUCAGUUACUAACUGAAUUGGAACUAAAGGAAAAACAUUUGCAAUACUUGAAAAAAUGUCAGAAAAUAACUGAUUUAACAAAGGAUGAAAAGAAUGACAAUGGCACCGCUACUUCUUCUUCCAUGUCCACAUCCUCUUCUUCUUCCUCCUCUUCAUCAGAUGAUGAGGGUAUCGCUUCUACUACGACAACCGAGAACAAUGAAGCUAUUGCUAACACCAGUACAACAAUGACGACCAGUACUUCCACUACUAGUAUUAAUGAACAUGGUAGUGAUGAAGCAACGUCCAUAGAGGAAAAACAGGGGGACAAAGCGAGUGAGUCGACUUCAAUUGAAGAAUCAACUAGCAAAAACGACAACAACGUUCGAGAAGCAGCGAGCCUAAACGAUGAAGGAAAUGUGGCAGAAUCAAGUAUUUCCAAGACAACUGCUGAUUCGACCCAAAUGAAUGUACCAGAACCGGCUGCUACAUCUCAAAGAGACACAUCAGCACAAGUCGUCACAUCCUCGAAUGAUGCAUCAGAACCACAUACUAAAAGUGAAAGCGGUAUUUCAAAAUCUGAUAUCAUACCUACGGAAGAAUUAAAAGAAGAAACUGUUGUUGCAAAGAAAAUCAGUUCCGCCGUAAAGAGCACUGAAGAAGAAGAAGGAGAGGGAGAGGAGACUGAACAGUCAUCUGUAGAAGAGCCUGGUGAGGAGACUUCUACACCGGGGACUUCUGAAUCAGAAUCAGAGGAAGACAAAGUUCCGAUCGAUCCAAGCAAAGCUCCAAAGGUUCCCUUUCAGGAACGCCCUCGAAAGGGAAAAACCGGUAUUUUUGCCCUAUGGAAAAGUUCUACUUCUUCAUCUGCUCAAAAAAGUAACACUGCUGCCCCAUCAAAUCCAGUAGCUACCCCGGAGAAACCUGAAUUAAUCGUAAAAACCAAAGAACAUGGUUACCUAUCAAAGGCGGUUUAUGACAAAAUCAAUUAUGAUGAAAAAGUUCAUCAAGCAUGGUUGACUGAUCUCAGAGCAAGAGAAAAGGCUAAGUAUGACGCUAAAAAUAAGGAAUAUGAAGAGAAGCUACAAGAUUUACAAAACCAGAUUGACGAAGUUGAAGAUUCAAUGAAGGCCAUGAGAAAGGAAACUUCCGAAAAGAUCGAAGUCAGCAAAAACCGGUUGGUGAAACAAAUUAUUGACGUCAACGCCGCACAUAAUAAUAAGAAACUAAUGAUAUUCAAAGAUACUGAAAAUAUGAAAAACCAGAAAUUAGAGGAGAAAAAUGUGGUCUUGAACAAGCAGACUAAUGUUAAGUCACAAAUUGAUGAAUUAAACAGUGAGAAGACUAACGUCCAAAAAGAUUUCAAUGAUUGGACUACAAACUUAAGUAACCUAUCUCAACAAUUGGAUGCUCAAAUUUUCAAGAUUAAUCAAAUUAAUUUGAAACAAAGCAAAGUUCAAGAUGAGAUUGAUAGUCUUGAGCAGAAAAAGAACGCCUUGGUCACUCAAACUCAAGAGAAUGAAAAGCUUCAUGAAAAAAAUGUGCAAGUGUUGGAAAGUGUGGAGAAUAGGGAGUACCUGCCACAGAUCAACGAUAUCGAUAACCAAAUUUCCACUUUAUUGAAUGAAAUGACGAUAAUUAAACAAGAGAACGCCAAUGAAAAAACCCAGCUAUCGGCAAUUACUAAAAGACUUGAAGAUGAACGCCGUGCUCACGAGGAACAGUUGAAGUUAGAGGCAGAGGAAAGAAAACGCAAGGAAGAAAACUUAUUAGAAAAACAGCGUCAAGAAUUAGAGGAACAAGCUCGCCAGGCCCAAUUAGAUCACGAAGAGCAGAUCACUCAAGUUAAGAAAACUUACAAUGAUCAAUUAACGGAACUACAGGAUAAAUUAGCAGCCGAGGAGAAAGAACUAGAGACAGUUAAGAGAGAAAAAACACGGUUACAAGGUGAAAAGGCGAUCGAAGAGCAAACUCGUCAAAGGAAUGCCGAUGAAGCUCUGAAACAAGAAAUUUUGAGUAAACAACACAAACAGGCUGAAGGAUUGCAUGCGGCUGAAAGAUACAAAAUACCAAACGACCACCCGCAAAAGAACAAGAACGUUGUUCCAAAAGAUGAUUCGUUGUAUGAAUACCAUACUGAGGAAGAUGUCAUGUAUGCUUGA